Molecule: messenger RNA, 2432 nt
Organism: Zea mays
Lineage: Eukaryota; Viridiplantae; Streptophyta; Magnoliopsida; Poales; Poaceae
Exons: 3
Coding region: 533-2071 (512 amino acids)
Source: RefSeq, a predicted model, not a curated record
AGAACUCGAUGCUUGUAUGAUUAAAAAAACAGACAAUCAGUAAACGACAGAUGGACGGUAGGAUCAGCUUCAUGGCUAUACGAACUGACGGCUAAAAAAUUCUAACGACGUGUCCACUAUGUCUUGACCUUGCUUUAAUAUAUAGAAAUAGAAAUAGAAAUAUGUGCUGGAUAUCCUAGCUCGAUCUUGGCAAACCCACCCGUCUGUUCUCGUCGUGGCGGCCGCCCUGUCGCCGUGUCCCCAAUCCGGCUCCGACAAUCCCACGCCCAGCAGUCCAGCUCCAGCACCAUCAGCGCCGCCCUGCCCCUGUCCCUAAUCCCACGCGGCCACACCCAGGACCCAGCGGCCUGCGGGCUGCGGCAGUGCGGCUAGCACACCACCCGUCCAGCCGUCCAGCCGAUCUAGGUCUCUAUGUGUCCUUUGAGUCUUCUCUCCAUAUAAAUUCAUCAUAAAAGCUCAAAAGACCUAGAUCGGCUUUUUCCCCCUUGUUCGGCAAAGGCGUUUCGGGGUGUUCAUCGUGGAUUGAUCGAUCAUGGCGGAGGGGGAGACAUCGGCGGAGGAAAAGAGGAGGCGGACGGGGCCACCAGAGGCGCAGGAGUUGGAGGAGACAAAGAGGAGGCGGACGGGGCCACCAGAGGCGCAGGAGUUGGAGGAGCGCCUGGACUCUCUCAGGGACAAAAUUGCGGCCGCAAGGCUUGUCGCUGGCAGCCGAUUCGGCGAGGAGCAGCGACGGUCCUUGUUGCGGGAGUGGUUGCGCCUCGCAUCUGCCAAGUUGGAUCUGGAUCUCUCAGGCAUGAGCGAGUUGGACCGAUCGGCAGAGGCGUUGCCUUGGUUGGUGCCGCCGGAGGAGGCAGACAAGAGGACGACACACACGCGGCAAGAGGUGCAGGAGUUGGAGGAGCGCAUGACCUGUCUGCAGUUGCUAUCCGAGGACGCAGCAGAUGACAGGAUUCUCGCCAGAAGGGAGCUUGGAGCAGCAGCCGACGAGUUCCUGCUCCGCUUGACGACGCGUCAACGGGCCUUGGCGCGCGAGUACUCGCGCCUCGCCAACCUGAAGAGGCCUCCCGAUCUCUCCGGCAUGACUGAGGCCGACCGGGGGGCGGAGGCGGAGAGGCUGAGGGAGGAGAUGUUGCAGAAGGCGCGUCAACUCCAGGACCAGGGGGACAUGAGCGGCGCCCGCGAGUCUGAAGGUCUGGCACGCAUCAUCGACUUCGAUGUCAAGCAGGGUGGCGAAUACCUCAACAGUAUCUGCUGUGUCGGCAACAUCUACACCUUCGACCACACAGAGGAGUCGCCCGUUGGUCCGAUGAGAUUUACCAACAGACCCUGGCAAGACAAGAUGUGUGUGAAUUGUGCGUCGAUAAACAUCCUAUCUGUCAAGAUUGCAUGCUCGGAUAUCGACUUCCCCAUCCAAGUCUAUGGCACCGUUGUUGCCAGGGACUGCAUCGACUACAAGUGUGUUUACCUCUUCCGCCGAGAUAAUGACCAUUGCCAACUCAUCAGCUCUAAUGAAGAAUCAUUGAUCUUGACUGGCCCAAAACGGGGACUUGCAUUGUGGUACGAUGCUGAUUAUGUUCAGACUGAUCUCUGGGUCAAGGAUCGUCAAGGGCAUUGCAAACAAUUCAGUAAGGGGAUCGUGAGGAUCCCAGGCAAUCAAGUGUUUGACAAAUGUGAGCCUGAAACAGUAUCUCUUGCUACCAGGCUCAGUACUGUGGAUGUGACAUAUGACGUUGUGGAAUGUGCGGUGGAGGCAACUGUUGCAGCUGAAGUUACACAGGGGGAAUUCUAUGGAGCAAUGACUGCCCACACCACCAGAAGCAAGAGGAGGAUUGUGCUGUUUGAUAGCCAAGUAGGAGGUGAUAAAUGUCAUGGUUUGAUUCAAUUGAUGCGACCUGUUGUAUCGGUCUCUGUGAUGGACAAGCUGAAAAUUUUCGCAACGACCGCUGCUGGUGUCUCUACAGGCGUUGAAGUUACUCCUAGAUGGAACGGUGGACACGAAUUCGUACUCACUUUAGGUGACGCUACGAUUUGUGUGAAGGUUACUUGGUCGAUGGUAGAUCCACGGCUUUAAAUGGGUUCGCCUGUUCGUUGUUAAGCAUCAUCGGUGGAAGUGUAGUAGUGUUGCAUUGGAAGGGUUUAUUCUACUCUUGUUAUUUGUCUAAAUGCAUCAUUUUUUUUGUGUGGUGGUGGUGGGGUUGUGUUGCUGGGUUCUCAGGUAAUAUUUUAAAUAAAACCUGAAAAUCCAGGCAGAGCUCACCUUUUGGUGCGGCCAUGGUGGUCUUCACCUUUUGCUGGGUUCUCAUGCUUGUUUGAGGCAGAUAUGAUGAGUGGCUACAAACAGACUGGAGCGUUCAGGUGUGCGAGCAUCCAGAGCUGAACGGAAUUGUGAUUCUAACUGACUAGAAACUGAAGAGCCUCCUUUCAGUUUUAAA